UCCUCCCUCCCCUUCUCUCUCUCGCCCCCCUCCCUCCUGCAACCUCCCUCUCCUCCAUGCAAGGCUGCAGGAGCAGCUGGGCUGCAGCUGCCACCGGGGCUGGGAAGGCAUCGGGCGCAUGGAGGGGAGGAGGGCCGGAAGCGUGAGACAGGUAGGCCCCGUCUCUGAAGAAGCGCUGAUGGCCUCAACCAGAGGGUCGCACAGCGAGAUGGCAUUUCAGAAGGCUGCCAAUGAGUCAGGGGAUCUGUGGAAGAGCACAGUUGAAGAGGAAGCCCAUCAGGUAUUGGAAGAGAGCGAUCAAUAUUCAGACGUGGAAAAGGAUGUUGCGAAUCAAGACAGAGUGAAGAAGCCGAAAGGAAAACAAAUAUUUGAAGAGGACAUUGGGUCGGUUGAUGGUAUAGACACUGAUUUCGAUGAAAUUCCAGGUCAUAAACAAUUAAGAAAAGGUGAUAGACAGAAUGAGUGUUCUGCAUAUGUAGAAAACCAUCAUGGUACCUCAAGUGUUAUGACCCAAACUGGAGAAAAACCCAAGCCAUUUAUGUGUCAAGAAUGCGGGAAGAGCUUCAGUAGAACCUCGGAACUGAAUAGACACAAAGAAUGCGGGAAGAGCUUCAGUAGAACCUCAGAACUGAAUAGACACAAAAGAAUCCACACGGGAGAGAAACCCUUUAAAUGCCUGGAGUGUGGAAAGGGCUUCAGUCAGAGCAGAAACCUCACUUCCCAUCAAAGGAGCCACACAGGGGAGAAACCAUAUAAAUGCCUAGAGUGUGGGAAAUGCUUCAGCAAUAGCGGAAUUCUUACCACCCAUCAAAGGAGCCACACAGGCGAGAAACCCUAUAAAUGCCUAGAAUGUGGGAAGUGCUUCAGUCAGAGCGGAAUUCUUACUGCCCACCAAGGAAUGCAUUCAGGGCAGAAACCCUUCAAAUGCCUGGAGUGUGGGAAGAGAUUUCGCCAGCUCAUCCACCUUACCUCCCACGAAAGAAUCCAUACGGGAGAGAAACCCUUCAAAUGCCAGGAGUGUGGGAAGAGUUUUCGUCAGCACAUCCACCUUACCUCCCAUAAAAGAACACAUACAGGGGAGAAACCCUUUAAAUGCCAGGAAUGUGGAAAGAGUUUCAGCCAGAGCUCACAUCUUAUCAGGCAUGAAAGGACCCACACUGGAGAGAGACCCUUUAAAUGCUUAUUGUGUGAAAAGAACUUCGGGCACAGCUCCGAACUUGUUAGGCACGAAAGAACCCAUACGGGAGAGAAACCCUUUAAAUGUCCCGAAUGUGAAAAGAGCUUUAGUCGGAGCUCCGAGCUUAUUCGGCACAAAAGGAUCCACACAGGAGAGAAACCCUUUAAAUGCUUGGAGUGUGAUAAAAGCUUCAUCGAUAGUACAAACCUCAUUAGACAUCAGAUAAGCCACACGGGGGAGAAACCAUAUAAAUGCAGUGAGUGUGGGAAAUGUUUCAGUCAGAGCCGAAGUCUUAUGGCACAUCAAAGGACCCACACAGGAGAGAAGCCCUUUAAAUGCCUGGAGUGUGGGAAAUGUUUUAGUCAGAGUGGAAUUCUUACCGCCCACCAAGGAAUGCAUACGGGGCAAAAACCCUUUAAAUGCCUAGAGUGCGGGAAGCGUUUCCGUCAGCACAUCCACCUCACUUCCCACAAGCGAAUCCACACAGGAGAGAAACCCUUUAAGUGCCUGGAGUGUGGAAGGAAUUUCCGUCAGCACAUCCACCUCACUUCCCACAAGAGAAUCCACACGGGAGAAAAACCCUUUAAAUGCCUGGAGUGUGGAAAAAGUUUUAGCCAUAACUCGAUCCUCAUUUCUCAUGUAAGAACCCACACGGGAGACAAACCCUUUAAAUGUCUGGAGUGUGGGAAGUGUUUUACCUGGAGCACGCUCCUUAUUAGACACGAAAGGACCCACACAGGAGAGAAACCCUUUAAAUGCCAGGAAUGUGGGAAGGGCUUCAGCGAGGCCUCCCUGCUUAAUAAACACCAGAGACGUCACACCGGGGAGAAGCCAUUCAAAUGCUUUGAAUGUGGAAAGGGGUUUUUUUCAAGCACACUUCUUAUUCGGCAUCAAAGAAUCCACACCAGGGAGACCCCGUUUAAUGCCUGGUGUGUGCAAAACACCUCCGUUGAAACUCAGGACGUGUUAGAUGUAAAAGAAUUCACAGAGGGGAAUAAAGUCAUAAAAUAAGAGAACAUUAGUAUUCUUGUAGGAAAAGAAAAGUGGGUUGCUUCGCAUUGCUUUGAUGCGGUGAAGUGACCCUGCUUAAAAUCUGGAAUGGACCGUAACAAAAUAAAGGGCCAUUCAGACAUCA
This is a messenger RNA of Pogona vitticeps (central bearded dragon), 2312 nucleotides long. RefSeq lists its product as uncharacterized. The record is from RefSeq and is a predicted model, not a curated record. Gene Ontology annotation, molecular function: DNA-binding transcription factor activity, RNA polymerase II-specific; RNA polymerase II cis-regulatory region sequence-specific DNA binding. Lineage: Eukaryota; Metazoa; Chordata; Lepidosauria; Squamata; Agamidae. Gene Ontology annotation, cellular component: nucleus. Gene Ontology annotation, biological process: regulation of transcription by RNA polymerase II.